Molecule: messenger RNA, 1649 nt
Organism: Penaeus vannamei (Pacific white shrimp)
Lineage: Eukaryota; Metazoa; Arthropoda; Malacostraca; Decapoda; Penaeidae
Source: RefSeq, a predicted model, not a curated record
GAAUUGCAACACCGGAGACGCGAUAAACCCUGACGCCUGCUGCAGUUGCACACGCCAGUGUAUCUUUCUCUUUACUUCGUCGACGAAACAUGAGCUAUGGUCACGGCUCCCCCGACAUCAAGGCGAUGACGUCGCUCAAGGUGGAUAAUCUCACCUAUAGAACGACGCCAGAAGAUUUGCGGCGUUCCUUCGAGAAAUUUGGCGAGAUUGGAGACGUGUACAUCCCGCGAGACAAGUUUUCUCGUGAAAGCAGAGGCUUUGCCUUUGUUAGGUUUUAUGACCGCCGAGAUGCAGAAGAUGCAAUGGAAGGAAUGGAUGGUCGACAGCUGGAUGGCCGAGAGCUGAGGGUGCAGAUGGCCCGCUACACCCGCCUGGAAGCCCCUCCCCAACGUGAAUCAAAGUCUUCAGAGAAGCAAAAUGAGCGUGGAAUGGGCGAGGCAGCUGCUGCGGAGGGAGAGCAAAUGGACCAUUCUUAGUCCUGAUCACGUUCAAGAUCUCGAUCGAAGUCCAGGUCAAGAUCUGAGUCAUCUAAUAAGUCUGGGCCACACAAGAAAUGACAUAAAAUGUGGGAAAAUACAGUGCAAUGUGUUCCACUCCCCUCCCCUGCCUUCUCCGUAUAGUGCACGACGUGGUCUCACUCCAGGAGUUACUAAGAUGCUAAGUAUCUCUCAUCGCCACACCCACAGGCAGUCGUAUGUUUUCCUCUCCAUCAGAAACGACGAACUCGAGGUGGCAACACUCCUGCGGCAUGGCGACCUUUUGCCCUGUGCCUUCCUCGGAGACUAUGGGAAAGACUCCUUUAUAUUGCCACAAUCUCCCUUGCUUCUCCCUCAUUACUACAUGGACUCUGGCCGCCUACAACUCGCCGAAACCCGAAGCACAAAGCGAGUGAGGAGGAUGCCCCAAAACAGUGUUGCGACAGACCGUUACUAUAACAUAUUUUUAUUUGUUGCUUCCUAAUUGUAUAUUUGUAUUCAAUUUUCUUGGCACUUCUCUCGCUCUGAAAAGGCAACCACGAGACGGAGUUGAACUCUUACUUUUUGCAUUUUAGAGGAUGUGUUCAUUAUAUACAUCCUUGUAUAUACAUGAUUGUGUUUAUUAUAUACAUCCUUGCUAUAUGCAGAAAACUAUAUUUUCUUGUCUUUUAAUUCUUAUUAACUGGUAUUUACAACUUUUAUUGACUAAAUGUCACUGAUUUUCAUAACUGUUACGUUGGUUCUGUAUGUAAAGUUUAUCCGUCUCUUUGUUGAUACUUAUUUUUAUUACAUAAGUAUUUUCUUGUAUUCUAAAUUGAUGUUAACGUUGAUUUUAUCAAGAUGCACACUGUAAGAAGUAAUCGUAUUUCUUGAAAGUUCCCGCAUAGAACCUGAAGUGGGCGAGUAGAAAAAGCAUGCGAGAGGGAUCCAAGGAUUAGAUUUGUGCCUCUUGUGUUGCCUGUGAGGAAUCCCCUGAGUGGGCCUCCCUGGACAUAAAGUUCAGUGUUGCAAAGAUUUGUUAAUAUGCGGUGGUGAGAGAAACUUGUUCAGCUUGUUCUUGGGGAAGUGACCAAAGUGAUUCGGUGCCUUACUUAAUCUUUCAGAAAAGUUUUUUGUCUUUAUUUUUUAUUGCUUUAUGUCAGUUUUAAUGUUUUAAUAAACUAUUUCAUAUCA